Messenger RNA from Cetraspora pellucida, 495 nucleotides. The record is from the annotation of a GenBank genome assembly. NCBI's taxonomy places the organism in Eukaryota, Fungi, Glomeromycota, Glomeromycetes, Diversisporales, Gigasporaceae.
CCAGUCGUUAGUGAUGUUGUUAGUAAUGUAGCACCACAAAUUACGGAUGCGCCGCAACCGCAACCGCAACCACAACCAACAGAUGCACCAGCUCAACCCACAGUAGCACCACCACAACCCUCGGCAGCAGCUCCCAAGGGAGCAGCAAGCUCGCCAGCUCAACAAAAAUCUGCUAACAAGGCCAUCACCGUAUCUAAUAAUGCACCCAAUGUCAUCACCAUUACAUCUACAUCAUUAUUAGAUUCCCCAACUUCUAAAUCAAACGUUAAUAGUGCCAAUAGCAACGAUAACACUGGUUCUAGUAGUAUUAUUACGGCUGCUAUCGUUGUUGGUACUGUAGUUGUUGCUGCAGCUAUUGGCAUAUGGAUAUUUAGAAAAUGGAAACUUACGCCAUCACGAAACUUCAAAGAAAAGAUUCAACCUGUUGUUGAUUUUGGACCACGUUCAGCAGAAUCAGAUGAAAUGUUUUUACGUGGAUUACAUCAUGAACCUUAA